Molecule: messenger RNA, 3740 nt
Organism: Mugil cephalus (flathead mullet)
Lineage: Eukaryota; Metazoa; Chordata; Actinopteri; Mugiliformes; Mugilidae
Gene: brat1
Product: BRCA1-associated ATM activator 1
Exons: 12
Coding region: 136-2934 (932 amino acids)
Biological process (GO): cell population proliferation; positive regulation of protein phosphorylation; DNA damage response
Cellular component (GO): nucleus
Source: RefSeq, a predicted model, not a curated record
UGAGCAACGCGUAGAGGAGGAUGCCGCUUUAGCAGCCUGUCGCUAUGUUUAUAGAUCAGUGAAAACGCAGCUGCGUUGGUUAAGACUCACAAACGUUACUCUGAAAGGAGGAAAAAGGAAGCUACGUACCGGUAGAUGCAAAACUGUUUCCCGCGAGAUGAACCUUUAUCCCAAGUACAUAAAAAGCUACCUUUACUUUUAACUCUACUACCUCGUGGUGCUAGCUACAGUUCUGUUUGUCUGAGUCCGGUUGUAGCUUCGCAAAGUUUCAAUGCGGCCAUUAGCUGUAAACUUAUAAGACACGUUAGCACCAUGGACGGGGAGUGUGUGUCCCUGCUGCCCAGGGUCUGUGAGGUGCUGGCGGCUUCAGGGAGCUCCCUGCCCGAUGACACCAGCCUGGAGAAACUGAUGGACUGGUUCACAGCGCUCACCAAGACUGGGGGAUCCCUGCUGGAGUCCUGCCCGUGUCUGCUCAAAUUCAUAUCCACCACGGUUGACAAGACAUCAUCAGACCCUGACAUCCUCUCCUUCUGUCUCAAACUCACGGGCUUAAUAGCUGCCACUGAGGACGACUUCACGGCUCUUCAGGAGAGCUCAGUUCUGGACUUGGUGUUUAACCUUCAGCGCUGGCAGGAAGCGGAGCUCUGGGAGGAUCCCUGUAUAAGGAUCGGAUGGAUCCAGGGCUUAAGGACGAUGCUGCAGCACCCGAAGGCUCUCAGUUUCUUUGUGCAAGCAGGUUUCAUCGUGCCGCUCCUGCAGCUCCAGACAGACUCGAGUCUAUUCGUUGCCUCAGCUGCCAAUCAAAUGCUCGCCCACAUCCUCCUCUUCUACCAGCCUGUCUCACCUGUAGGAUGCAGCGGCAAAGAAAACCACCGCGGUUACGGUGACGUUGUCACGGCGAUCUCGGCGUACCUCAAGGAGUCGCUGCUUCUCAAAGAAAAGGCGCAGCUUCAUCAGAGCCUGCAGACCCUCAGACUGCUGGCCCUGCUCCUGGCUCAGACCAGGCCUCCUCUGCAGGACGAGCUGCUGCAGACUGUCGCAGUCUCUCUGGAGGAGCUGGUGUCAGCAGAAUACAGUCAACUCACGCUGCCUCUGAUGGACGUCGUUCUAGCUGCGCACAGCAGGUGCGGCGCUGAUGAACGUGUCUCCCGUCUUCUGUCACUGAUGCUGAACAUCAGGAAACCGUCCGACCUCAUUCAAGCCGCGGCUGCUUUUCUCCGCAGCGGCCAUUAUGACCCUGUCCACACGGCCCAGUAUGUGAGAGUACUACUGCUACCGCUCCACAUCAUCACUGGCUACACUCUGCUGGGCCCCAACGUCACAGAAGAACAUCAGCUUUCGACGGUGGAGCUGCUGAAGAAUAAAAGCUCCUGCAUUUCCACGAUCUGUGUCUGUGUAACAAACACACCACAGAUCGCCCUCGUGGCUCCUGACUGCCUCCCCUGUCCUCCGGUUUCAGUCGUUGCUGCAGUCGUGUCGUUACUGAGGCUCUGCAGUGGUGACUCUUCCUCUUCGUCCGCUGGCAACGGUAACGUUUUCAGGAAUGUCAUCGGCAGUGGAAAAGUCCAGAAAUGUGCUCUGGAGGCUCUGACAGCUCUCAGUGGCUGCCCAGGAGUGAAAGUUAAGCUGGAUGAAGUGUUUGCACUUUUGAUACAGUAUCUGGACAAUCCUGACUCUGACCCCACUGUCGUGCAUAAGUCCUACCAGGCCUUAGUAAAGUGGGUGGGCGUUUGCACAGACCUCUCCUCAAUAACAAACGCGCUGCGACAAGAUUUCACCCAGGUGGUGAAGAAGCGCGCCUGUGACAUGCGCUGGGAGGUGAGAGACUCCACCGUGGAGUUUUUGGGACACCUGGCGGGGGUGCGUCCCCACCGGACGUCGGCCGAGGACGGCGCCUCCGACGCUCUGCUGGGCGGCCGCUCCUGUACCACGCCUCUCCUCAAGGAGGCGCUGCAAGACCCGGAGAGCUACGUGAGAGCCAGUGCCAUCUGCGCGCUGGCUCAGACGCUGACACGUAGCUGGCAGCAGGGGGCGGCGGUCACCCCGGAGCAGAGUGAAAUCGUGACCCGGCUGCUUGAAAUACUCUCCCAGGACACGGAGGGAUUUGCCAGGAGGGCCGUCGUUCGCUACUUCAUCGCCUGGUUGUCGUCCCAUUCCUCACACCCUCCUCCGUCGUCGCCUCCCCCCUCUCUCCUCACGCAGUCCGUGCGCUCCGUCCUCUCGCAAGGCAGCGCCGAUCUGGACUGGGAGGUCAAAGUUCACACGUUGGAGCUGGCCGAGCUGCUGCUGGACGAGGCCCUUUCGGGUCUCCGGGGUCACGCGAAGGGCUCGGACACGCGUCCCGAACAAACGCACCCCUACGCCGUGAUUUCUGACCGAACCCACGCGCUUCACGCGCACGGCGGGGCGCGUGCGGAGGAGUCACGUUUGCUCGGGGCGUUGAACAGGCUGGUGGAGCAGGGAGUCAUCUCAGCCUUGCUGAGCGGCCUCGUUGACUGCGACAGACCCGUGGGCCUGAAGGCCUGUCGACUGCUGUCGGCGCUCAGAGAGACGGUUUGCCCGUCGUCGGCGGGGGGCCUGGAUGCAACCGCCGCCAUGGCAACGGUCGCCGGGGUGUCCUGCGAGCUGCCUCGGAGGGGUUGGGCGCUAGAGAUCAGAAAGAUGCUGGAGAUGAAAAAUGCGGCUAAGGAGAGUCCGGGAAGUUUGGACGCGGUCGAGGCUGAAGAUCGUCGUGAGACGGGAGAGGAAGACGUGCGUGUGAGCGUGUGUGAGGUGCUGAGGUCGUUGGAUUUAGAGGAGAGGUUGGACAUUUUGGGUCAGAGCAGCGACCACGUUCACAACUCUCCGCUCUCCCUGCUGCAGGACAUACUGACCGCGAGUGCUGCUCACACACGUCCAGAUACACAAGAUGAGGUCAUAGUGGACUGCUACUAGCACACACACACACACACACGCACAAAUUUUAGUAGGACUUUCCAUUGAUGUAAUGGGUUCUCUUAACCCAACCCUGAAUCCAUUACCCUGAAUGUUAAAUUUAAGUCAGAUUUGGGCCGCGAGGGCGUCAAAAAGGUUGACAAAACGCCCACAUAACAUGACAAAUUGACCCUAACACAGCUUAAUAAAACCAAAAACACACGCACACACACUCCUAUUACUGAUAUUAUUCAUUGUAUUGUUUCUAGUAGUGUUGUGAGAAUAGGUGGAGAGACCUGAGAUCUAUGACUAAUCCACAUCAGACAUUAACAAAUACAAAGGCUAACUCUGACAAAACCACAGCAGCACCUGAUCUCAACAUAUGAAGCAGAAUGAUGUAUACAUAUAUAUUUUUUUUUUAAAUCUUUUUCAUGAUGCAGUUUUGCUUUUAAAGAAAUAUUUUAAUACUCUACAAUACAGUCAUAUUUGCAUGACCCCGACCAGAGUCGACCUUCAUUCACGAUUCACCACCAGACGGUCCGGUCGAUGCAGCUCACCGGCUACACUCCCGUCUUAUUUGGUCACACCUUGUCUUUACAGGCCGUGGAUUAAAAAAGAAAAAGAAAGAAAAAGCAGUGAGUGGACAUCUGUGUUGAUAUGAAUGGGGGUGUAUUUGCUAUGACCCGUCUAACCUGAAGUGCGUUCGUUUUCAAACCAGCGCCGUUACCUGAUCUGUUCACUCAGUGUCAUGUCAAACAUGGUUCACACUCAGUUUUGCUAAAUUUUUAAACUUUCUCUGAACAAAUAAAUAAUGUAGUCCCAGUGAA